Molecule: messenger RNA, 1338 nt
Organism: Sungouiella intermedia
Lineage: Eukaryota; Fungi; Ascomycota; Pichiomycetes; Serinales; Metschnikowiaceae
Source: the annotation of a GenBank genome assembly
AUGCUUUUAAUGUCUUUUAACUCUCUAAUCUGGCUAUCAAUUUGUCUGGCACUUUUUAUUCCGCUGUUUGUCCCAGAUUUGGUUCCUUCCACUGCUUUAUUACCUAAUUUGGUAUUGUCUUCAGUGGAGUCUAUUCACCGACCCCAAGCUUAUAACGCUAGCAGAACCCACGACGCCAUGUUUGAUUUUUCCAAGGCAAUCAAUGAUAGCAUGAAGAAAUUGACCUAUUCAGUUCUCGCUAAAGUAAAACCUUUGUUCCUCUACGUUACUUCUGACGAUUUAGACUUGCACACUUUGAACACACAAACCGCACUUAACCUACUCAGAACGAGCCCACCCUUUUCCACCAAUUCUACUUUCAAAUCUCUUCAAGUGGCUCCAAUUUUACGCUUGGACCAAUAUUUUUCGGACCUGCUAUUUUCAGCAACUCUUCCGUCCACCUUGCGCAAUUUUCUAGCUACCAUUGACCAGAGGUUUCUCAAUAGGUUCCAGCUACUUGAGGAGCCUGUGGCUGCGUUUGUAAUGGAGGUGUCCAGCAAGACGUCAGAGAAAUCAGAGAAGAAGUCAUCUCAGAUUUUUGAUACCUUCGCUUCAUUUUGGAACUCCGCUUCCAGUUUGCCUCAGCUCCUUCACUCAACUUUCUGUACUUACAAUCCUAACUCAACACAAGGCUAUUGUAUGUUGAUCGAGGGAAACAGUAAGAUACACCUAUCAACACUUUCUGGGCUCUCAAAAAGAGACGGCAUCGAGGAUCUUGCCACUUCAGACGUCUUUAACUCUCAGGUGCUCCGCCAAGUUCAAAAUAAAUUGGAAACUGUUGCUCACAAAGUGUCUUCCAGUGCUGAAUACCUCGCUGAUGAUCCCCUGGCAUACUUAGACGACUUGGACGAACGAGUAGACAACAGAAUCAAAGAAGUGGAGAGGAAAGUAUUGAGGAAAACUCAAAAAUUGACUACCAUUCCCGGUAAAAUUGAUGUUGCUGUUGACAAUCAAGUGCGUAAGCUUGCUGAAUCAAGGUUGGAAAUUCACGAGGACGAUGAUGCCGAGGAUAUAUCACCUUGGUACCAUCUGGAAAGAAAUGAUGGCGAUGAAAGAAACGACAUCACUAUCUACGAAACCAGGGACAGACCGUUGCACUUCUCUAAAAGAGAGCAAGCGGAUAUAACCAUUCCGCUUUCGCUCUUGCUGGUGGGUAAAAAUACUCCAAGACACAAACUGUUUCAAAAUGUUGUUAAACAGAGUACAGAUCUUUCGUUGAAGAAACGGGACUGUGUUCCGGUUACCUGGUACAACGUGUUUCACCACAGUGUAUUUGGCAACUACGAAUUUUGCGAGUAA